AUGGAGCACAUCGACGGCAAUGUGAUCGACCGCGAUCUCGCGGCUCGCAUGAAAUACAUGCAGUCCUUCCUUGGUUGGGACGCUGCAAAAGAUGGAAAACUCAUUGAAGCUUGCAAACCAGUGCUUGCUCCCAUUGUCACCAAGGUCGUCGACGCCGUCUACGAUCAGCUGCUCAAAUACGACAUCACCGCCGCUUCGUUUGCGCCCAAACAGUCACAAGAGGGCGGUGCCACCGUGGACGCCAGCGUGCGCGACCUCCACGCCAACCAUGAAAACAUCAAAUUCCGCAAGGACUUCCUGAAGGGUUACCUGGUCAGACUGGUCUCGAAUCACGACUGGACUCCCGAGAGCAAAUUCUGGGAGUACAUCGACAUGGUGGGCAAAGUCCACACGGGCUCGACGGAUUCGGGCUUGAAGUCCCGCAAGAACAGACCGGCCCUGUUCGUCGAGUACCGCGAAAUCAACCUCCUACUGGGAUGGGUCGAAAACGCCGUCACCGACAUUGUCAUGGGCGUCGAGGGGUUGGAGCUGCAGACAAAGGUGGACAUUCUGAAGGCCUUCAACAAGUUUUGGUGGAUCCAGAACGACCUCUUUGCAAGGCACUAUAUCCCCAGUCUGAGGGUCCCCCGGAUAGCAGACCUCGAGCGCAUGACCUGGAUUGACAAACUCAAGUAUGAUCCAGUGUUUCCCAUUGUCUCAACGCUUGUGCUUUUGGUCGCCAUCUUCACCUGGAAAUUCUGA
Molecule: messenger RNA, 741 nt
Organism: Fonsecaea multimorphosa CBS 102226
Lineage: Eukaryota; Fungi; Ascomycota; Eurotiomycetes; Chaetothyriales; Herpotrichiellaceae
Exons: 1
Coding region: 1-741 (246 amino acids)
Molecular function (GO): heme binding; oxygen binding
Source: RefSeq, a predicted model, not a curated record